AUGUGCAGAAGUCUGCAAACACUUCUCCAUUCUCAUUCAUCAUUUCACCGAGUGCCUCUCCACCCAUCAUCAUCAUCAUCAUCAUCAUCAUCAUCAUCAUCAUCAUCAUCAUCAUCAUCAUCAUCAUCAUCAUCAUCAUCAUCAUCAUCAUCAUCAUCAUCAUCAUCAUCAUCAUCAUCAUCAUCAUCAUCAUCAUCAUCAUCAUCAUCAUCAUCAUCAUCAUCAUCAUCAUCAUCAUCAUCAUCAUCAUCAUCAUCAUCAUCAUCAUCAUCAUCAUCAUCAUCAUCAUCAUCAUCAUCAUCAUCAUCAUCAUCAUCAUCAUCAUCAUCAUCAUCAUCAUCAUCAUCAUCAUCAUCAUCAUCAUCAUCAUCAUCAUCAUCAUCAUCAUCAUCAUCAUCAUCAUCAUCAUCAUCAUCAUCAUCAUCAUCAUCAUCAUCAUCAUCAUCAUCAUCAUCAUCAUCAUCAUCAUCAUCAUCAUCAUCAUCAUCAUCAUCAUCAUCAUCAUCAUCAUCAUCAUCAUCAUCAUCAUCAUCAUCAUCAUCAUCAUCAUCAUCAUCAUCAUCAUCAUCAUCAUCAUCAUCAUCAUCAUCAUCAUCAUCAUCAUCAUCAUCAUCAUCAUCAUCAUCAUCAUCAUCAUCAUCAUCAUCAUCAUCAUCAUCAUCAUCAUCAUCAGUUCUCUUCCUGUGUUUGCCACUUCAAGUUCGGUAUUCAUGUCGCCCAUUGAGAUUUUGA
Messenger RNA from Heterobilharzia americana, 732 nucleotides. The record is from the annotation of a GenBank genome assembly. Lineage: Eukaryota; Metazoa; Platyhelminthes; Trematoda; Strigeidida; Schistosomatidae.